Molecule: messenger RNA, 1542 nt
Organism: Bufo bufo (common toad)
Lineage: Eukaryota; Metazoa; Chordata; Amphibia; Anura; Bufonidae
Product: E3 ubiquitin-protein ligase TRIM7-like
Exons: 1
Coding region: 1-1542 (513 amino acids)
Molecular function (GO): zinc ion binding; protein binding
Source: RefSeq, a predicted model, not a curated record
AUGGCGUCUGCUGAUCUGAGAGACGAGCUGAACUGCUCCAUCUGCCUGAACGUCUACACAGACCCCGUCACCCUGAGGUGUGGACACAACUUCUGCUGGGGGUGCAUCGUUCGUGUGUUGGAUUCACAGUGGGGGACAGGAGCUUAUAGCUGCCCUGAGUGCAGGCAAAUAUUCAAUAAGCGGCCAGUAUUGUACAAGAACGUUACUCUGAGAAGUAUAGUGAAGCAUUUCCAGCCUCCACCAGGACAGAAAGGAAAGGCCGAGGUCAUCUGUACCUACUGUCUGCACUGCCCGGUACCUGCUGUGAAGUCCUGUGUGUUGUGUGAAGCUUCUCUGUGUGGAAAACACCUGAAAGUCCACAACAAAUCACCAAAACAUGCCUUGAGUGAGCCCACCACUUGCCUGGAGAACCGAAAAUGCUCCACCCACAAUGGAAUCCUGGAGUAUUACUGCCUCAAAGAUGAGAUGUGCAUCUGUGUUUACUGUCAGGUUGAUGGAGACCACAAUGGACACCAAGUUCAGUCUUUGAAUGAAGCCUCUGAAGAGAAGAAAGAGAAUCUUACAAAGGUUCUGGAGACACUGACCUCUAAGAAGAAGGAGGCUGAGACAAAAAUCCAGAAUCUACAAGAACGCCUGAAAAAAGAGAAGGCCAAGGCAGCUAAGAUGAAAGGUAACGUCAACACUCUGCUCACAGACCUUAGAAAACAAAUGGAGGACGUGGAGAGAAGGGUCCUUAGUGAGAUCUCUGGACAGGAAAAGCAGGUAUCAGUCUUCAUCUUGGACCAGAUCCAACAGCUGGAGAUAAAGAAGAACCAUCUGUCCAAUAACAUGGGUGAAAUCGAGGAGUUGUGUAAGAUGACUGAUCCCAUAACUGUCUUGCAAGACCCAAAAUGUCAAAACAAUUGGGGUCAAGAGGACGAUGAAGAUCUUUGUGAUCAGAAGGUUGAAGAUACAAGUGGCCUAGAUGAGGACCUGAUCAAGAAGUCCAUACAUCAACAAGUAUCUAAUGUGACAUCCCAUGUCAAUCCCUGGCUGUUUUUGCUGGACCCUGUGGACCUCUCGCUGGAUGUUAAUAUGGCUGCUAAUAAUCUAUGUACAUCAGAAAACUUGAAGACGGCAUCAUUGACUUAUGAAGACGAAGAAGUUCCAGAUUGCCCAGAGAGGUUUCCUGAAAAUGAGGUUUUAAGUACUCUGAGUUUUUCAUCUGGCCAACAUUACUGGGAGGUGGACACCAGUGAUCUGGGGACCUGGAUUUUUGGUGUGUCCUAUCCUCGUGAAAAUGGUGUCUAUGGGGCCUCCUGGACUUUUCAGAGGAAUUCUAACCAGUGUUUAGCUGUUCAUGAGAGUAACGUUGUCUAUUUUUCCUGUAAUUCAUGUUGUCGGAAGUUUGGGGUGUAUCUGGCUUACGAGGCUGGGCAGCUGUCCAUUUACCAGCUGGGUGUCCCUGUUAGACACCUGCACACUUUCACUGCCACCUUCACUAAGCCCCUUUAUGCUUUCUUCUGGUCAGAUAGUACUGAUGCUGUGGCCCUAGAGAAGUGA